AGACCGUUAAGCAGAAGGAGUGCAGGAAUAGAAAAUACAGAUAGUGUGCUAAACUUCUUCAUUGACAUAUUGAUUGGUCUCUGAGUGCUCAUAUAACCUCAGCGGGAGAACACAAAGGAAUGCUAACAGGAAGUAGAGCAAACUGCUGGAAUCUGGAGCUUCUCAGGGGUGAGUGGAAAAAGUCGUCUCAGCCACAACAGAGACUGAAACAUGGGCAGUGAGUACAGAUCACUGUCUCCAGCUGAGUCAUGCAGAAGUUUACUCAUCGAGACGUCAGAGUGCUUCAUAUGCAGGGAUGUUGAACUUAAAGCCAGUGACCCACUGAGGAAUUUCUGUGACUGCAAGAAUUUACUUGCCCAUCACGUGUGUCUGUCCACUUGGAUCCAGAGGGGUUGUGGGAGUGAAGACAGGCUGCGAUGCAUCAUCUGCAAAGCCAAGUACCAGCUCCAGAGGAUCUCUCCGUGGCGGUUGGUGAGCUUCCAGUGGCAGACGUGGCUCGUGCUCAUCACUGCGUUGCUUCUGCUGUGCCUGGUCCCUUAUGUUGUUUACCGCAUGAUGACUGCCUUCACCAACCCUCCUCCUCCCAUUACCUUUAAAGUGGCAGCAGCCUCUUUUGGUCUGCUGACAGAGAUCCUGCUGAUCAAGUGUCUGUCCAGCUACCUCAGCAGUCGCUACCAGCAGGCCGAGCAGGUCUCCUUCACAGUCCGGCCAAGAGGCUCUGAGGAGGACAGAUCAGGUCCGGGCCGCUGGGAUCGCUCUGAAGCCGCUUCAGCAACCGCAUGUCAUGCUUCAUCUGAGGCCUCGUACAGUGAAGUGGACGAAAGAAAAGUGGAUGUGUUGAAGAGCGGGUGUCUAAGCUCUUUCUGAACCACUAACAGAAGGAGUCUCCAGAACACAGGGUGAGGGUAAAUCCGUUGGGUAUUAUAGGUUUGUAACAGCUGUUCAGGAUAUCACAUCAGUUUAUCAGCGUGGCAUUUAAGAGAUCUUGCACUUUAAAACCCAUUUUCUAGGUGUCAAAUUUUCAUAUUUUCCUCUUUAUCAAACACUCUCACUUAACUCAGCAAAUAUAUUCUCACAUAUUGCAAAUUGAUAGUAAGGCUGCUAAUGCACGCAGCCUUCAUGAGUGUGUUCAGGCUCGGAGAGGGGGAAAAAAGCCUGAAAUCACUCUCUGUUCUUAAUGAUGUCCACACAGAGACAAUGGGGCGCCGCUCUGAUUAGUGUCACCUGUCCUUGUGCAUCUCAUCAGCUCCAUUAUGGCUCCGGCUCCCAUGCUUCUUCUGCUAAUUGAAUAGCCUGUGAAGUGGUGACGAGCACGGGGGCGAGAGCAGCGUCUGUCCCGCUGCUGCUUCACAAAUGAGAGUAAAGCUUCCCAGUGAGACGCUGCUGUGGUUCUUACAGCAUAAACCAUUAUCAUACUGAUAAAAAAGGUGCUAACAAGUAGCCCUCGUAUUAUAUUACCGUCAUAACAUCAGCAGAUUAUGUUCAUACAUAACAGCUCUGAAUUAGCAUCUACUGUUUUGAGGUGGAUGAGCUACAAAAACAUGUCUUUACUGUCAGACAGAGCGGUCUUCAUAGACGCAGCCAUCAAACUCUUAUACUUUGCACUUGUAUAUCAAGGAAACUUUAGUCUGGGAGGAAAUAUAGUCUGAGAUAAAGUUUGUCUGACACUAAAUUAUUUUUCUUUCAAGAAGUUGGAUGAGAAAAAUCGGUUAGACUCACUAGUCACACUGUGAGGGUUCAGUCAGCAGUUAGUUAGCCUAGCUUAGCAUAAACAUGCAGAGAACGCCAGUCAACUGCAACAGAUAAAAAAUAUUAUAUAGUAUAUUAUUUAUUAUUUCAACUAGAGUUUCAAUACAAUACUCAAACCAAAUACUCACCUUUAGGGCGAUCAAAUCCACACAGGACAGGAGAAAUAGCACCACAUGUGGGGGAUUGAAAGUGUGGAAGACCCCUGUAGAUUUGAGUUGGAGACCCCAUUCUUUGCCUGAAGCAUACUCUAUAAUUGAGCUGAGCCUCAAACCCAUAAUUUCAA
Molecule: messenger RNA, 2032 nt
Organism: Notolabrus celidotus (New Zealand spotty)
Lineage: Eukaryota; Metazoa; Chordata; Actinopteri; Labriformes; Labridae
Exons: 5
Coding region: 211-867 (218 amino acids)
Molecular function (GO): zinc ion binding
Source: RefSeq, a predicted model, not a curated record